CUUAUGUGAGGCGAGAAGUUUGUUGGCUUUAUGGUGUGAAUGGAGGAACUUGGUGGAAAGAGUGGCGUUGGAAACAUGGCCAUUUGCCAAGGCCUGAUUCUGGUGGUAGUGGGCUAUGCCGCAAGAGGACUAGCCAAUUUCGCGCCCACAACCAUUAUUCCAACGUUGCCGAGUGGAAUUGUUUCUUCUCUAACCUUCAAAACCGCACUCAGAACUUGAAGCUUCAGUCUCCGGCCAGACGGUUAAAUCGAUUGUGCUCCUGUUCACUUCACCUUCUUCAACAAAACCACAUUCAAAAUGAAGCUCCUCGCUGCUUACCUCCUCCUCGGCCUUGGUGGAAACACCUCCCCCUCUGCCGCCGAUGUCAAGGCUGUCCUUGAGUCCGUUGGCAUUGAGGCCGACUCUGACCGUCUCGACAAGCUCAUCUCUGAGCUCGAGGGCAAGGACAUCAACGAGUUGAUCGCCUCCGGUUCCGAGAAGCUCGCUUCCGUUCCCUCUGGUGGUGCUGGUGCCGCCGCUGGUGGUGCCGCCGCUGCCGGUGGUGCUGCUCCUGCUGAGGCCGCUGCUGAGGAGGCCAAGGAGGAGGAGAAGGAGGAGUCUGACGAGGACAUGGGCUUCGGUCUCUUCGACUAAGCGCAUCGUUUCUGGGCAUAGACAAAAAAAC
Molecule: messenger RNA, 664 nt
Organism: Aaosphaeria arxii CBS 175.79
Lineage: Eukaryota; Fungi; Ascomycota; Dothideomycetes; Pleosporales
Product: ribosomal protein 60S
Exons: 4
Coding region: 298-633 (111 amino acids)
Biological process (GO): translation; cytoplasmic translational elongation
Cellular component (GO): ribosome; cytosolic large ribosomal subunit
Molecular function (GO): structural constituent of ribosome
Source: RefSeq, a predicted model, not a curated record